Molecule: messenger RNA, 909 nt
Organism: Frankliniella occidentalis (western flower thrips)
Lineage: Eukaryota; Metazoa; Arthropoda; Insecta; Thysanoptera; Thripidae
Product: tubulin-specific chaperone A
Exons: 2
Coding region: 182-535 (117 amino acids)
Biological process (GO): post-chaperonin tubulin folding pathway; tubulin complex assembly
Cellular component (GO): microtubule cytoskeleton; cytosol
Molecular function (GO): beta-tubulin binding
Source: RefSeq, a predicted model, not a curated record
CCCCUCCAGGCUCCCUAGUGAAGUGAAGAGGACUAUGCGUGGAUGACGCAUGUAUUGAUAUGUAUUCAACCAACAUUUGAUAUCUAUUUGUUGAUUGUCCUUGAUUUUACCGUAUCUUCUUGGAAAACCCGCCAGUUGACUUUGUAACAGUAUUCAGUGAUACCUAUAUCCGAAGCAAAGCAUGGCUGACCCCCGCAUCAAGACGAUAAAAAUAAAGACGGGAGUUGUGCGACGCAUUGCCAAGGAGAAGGUGAUGUACGAGAAGGAAGCAGAGGAACAGAGAGGACGUAUUCAGAAGUUUAAGGACGAAGGAAAAGAUGAACAUGAUAUCAGAAAACAAGAAGAAGUUCUUUUGGAGUCGCUUAUGAUGGUUCCAGAUUGCCAACGCCGCUUAUUAAAAGCAUACCAAGACCUGAAAAACAUUUUAGAAACUGAAUCAGAAUUGAAAGGACUCGAGGAAUUCAAGGCAGCAGAGAAAGUGCUAGAGGAAGCAGCACCUCAACUUCCUGAGUCUUCCCUUGCUCAUUGUUGUUGAUAUAUUCCGGAUCACAUCUGCCUUUUCUUUAUUUUCUAAAUCUUAAAUCUAAUCAUCUCAUUAUUCUAAACUCUUUGAAUUUGUUUAAUUGAUUGUGUAGGCGAUGUACCUGGAACUGGCUGUUGCUUUGUUUGCUCUGUUUCUUAUUUUUCUAAUAAUAGUGAUCCUGAGGUGUCGUAAUGAAGCUUCAGGAACUGUGAUGAGGCCUCGAUCAGGGCACUCAGAUCCUUAUCAUGGGGUUGCGACUCAUAUCAACAUUAAGAUAAAUCCAUUCUAUGCUCCAGCAAGAAUGCAAGUGUAGUCGCACGUCUCGAUUUAUCUUUUAAUAUAUAUGAAGUGUAUUUUUAUGAAAAUUAAAGUGAAAAGUGCAAGUA